AUGUCCAGUCAGCAAGAUCCCUGGAACGCCCAACAGCGUCCGUUGACCCAGCAGUUCAACCGUCUGCACCCUCCAGUACUCCCUCCACCAGCAACCCUAGAAGCAGGUGGACAGGCGUUCUAUCCCUUGCCCAGUUUGCCGUCAUUAGGUAACGGAGCCGGUCAUCCACAGCCCGGUCACAGCUUUAACAUCCCCUCCAUAAACCCCACUGGAGAAGUACAAAUACAUAACGAUCCGAACAGACAGAGUCAGGAGUUGAGGAGACCUUCAAAUGUCGCUAUAAAUCCUCCGGCUCCUCAAUUACCUCCUCCUGCAACAAUUGCUGCAUCUACUGCUGAACAACAACAGCAACAACAAGUAACAGCGCAGCAUUCGACACAGCCUCCUGCUAUUGGAGGAGGCAUUCCUAACAGAUCUUCUACCACGAAU
This is a messenger RNA of Scheffersomyces stipitis CBS 6054, 429 nucleotides long. RefSeq lists its product as uncharacterized. The record is from RefSeq and is a predicted model, not a curated record. NCBI's taxonomy places the organism in Eukaryota, Fungi, Ascomycota, Pichiomycetes, Serinales, Debaryomycetaceae. The annotation marks the transcript as partial. The transcript has 3 exons.